CACAGCAUUUUUUGGUCAGGAGACCUUGAACAAGACUUGCAUAUUAUACAGUCGGCUGUGGUUUACAGCUUUUGUCGUCAACAACAAGCUAGGCGUGCAACAGAACGUGUGGUUUUUGUGGAAGAAAACAAGGUUUGAGACGUGAAGCGAAGAAGUGUGUGCAUUGGUCUGGUGCUAGUUUCAUCUUCAUCCCUUGCUACUUGUGGAACAAUUGAGUCGUGACAAGAUUAUGUUGGGUUGUGCUAGGCGAUGUUUGCUGUCCAAGCAACGUACGUUUCUAGGCGUCGGACAUUUUCGCGGCCUGUGGCAAUCACAGAGGUGUAGCCAUGGAGCAUCCAGUCAUGGAGGAAACCAUCUCUUUCACGCAAAAGCAGCUCCAACUUACAAGGAUGUGUACGAACGAUCGAUCCUUAAUCCAGAACAGUUUUGGGCCGAAGAAGCUGAAAAAAUUAGUUGGAUGAAGCCGUGGAGUCGGGUGUUAGAUCAUACUAAUCCACCCUUCACCAAAUGGUUUGUUGGCGGCGAGACUAACGCCUGUUACAACGCGGUCGAUCGCCAUGUUGCUGACGGACAUGGACAACGGGCCGCCCUCAUUCACGACAGUCCAGUCACGUCCACUCAACGAUCCAUCACUUAUGCUGAGCUGCAGCAGCAGGUUUCCAAGUUAGCGGCCGCGUUGUCCUCUUACGGCGUGAAAAAGGGCGACAAUGUGCUAAUCUACAUGCCGAUGAUUCCUGAAGCGGUCGUGGCCAUGCUCGCCGUUGUUCGACUGGGCGCCGUCCAUUCGCUGGUCUUUGGCGGUUUCGCCGCCCGUGAGUUGUCCGUCCGCAUCAAACACGCUGAGCCGAAAGUGAUCAUCAGUGCCUCUUGCGGCGUAGAACCCACUCGCUUGAUUCGGUACAAGCCUUUGCUGGAUCAAGCCAUCACCAUGUCGGGCAUUGAACCGAAGCGUUGCAUCAUCUAUCAGCGGCCUGGCUUGCCGGAAGUAGCGACGAUGAAACCGGAUCGUGACGUGUCGUGGGACGAUGCGAUGGAUAGUGAUCGGUCACACGAUUGCGUUCCCGUUGAGGCCAACCAAGCGAUGUACAUCUUGUAUACUUCGGGAACUACGGGUGAUCCAAAAGGUAUUCAGCGACCGACAGGUGGUCAUCUAGUUGCUCUAUCGUGGGUCAUGAAGAACAUUUACGCCAUGAAAAGUGGAGAGAAAUGGUGGGCGGCGUCCGACCUUGGCUGGGUUGUCGGACACUCGUUUAUAUGCUACGGCCCUCUUUUGGCCGGAUUGACCACCUUAGUUUACGAGGGUAAACCUGUUGGUACUCCUGAUGCCGGCCAAUUUUUCCGUGUCAUUCAAGAUCAUGGUAUCCAAGGAUUUUCUACCGCCCCAACGGCCUUACGUGCUAUCCGUCGAGAGGAUCCAGAGCUGGAAUACGGCCGAAAAUACGAUACUUCCUCAUUACGAUUUGUUUUUUUGGCGGGUGAGCAUUGUGACUACGAAACACGAAACUGGGCAGAGAAUAAGAUCAAAGUUCCAGUGUUGGACCAUUGGUGGCAAACAGAAACGGGUCAUCCGAUCACAUCCACCUGUGUUGGAUUGGGACAUUCUCUAAGUCCGCCACGUGAUGCCAGUGGAGUGCCAGUGCCCGGCUACAAUGUGAAGGUUCUAAACGCAGACAAGGUGGAAGCAGAGCGAGGGACACUCGGUCGCAUCGUCAUCAAAUUACCUCUUCCUCCUGGAACAAUGAGCACGCUUUAUCGAGCUGAUGAUCGGUUUUCCUCCAUCUAUUUCAAAGACUAUCCGGGCUUCUACGAUAGUAUGGAUGCAGGUAUCAUGGAUGCUGAUGGCCAGCUUUAUGUCAUGUCACGUGACGACGACGUCAUAAACGUUGCAGGGCACAGAUUAUCUACUUCAGCGCUGGAAGAAGCUCUGCUCGAACAUCCUUGCAUAUCUGAGGCAGCCGUUGUGGGCGUACCAGAUGAAAUGAAAGGAGAACUCCCUUUGGGCUUGUACGUUACAACGAAAGCCAACACUAAACCUGAAGAGGAAAUCAAUAAAGAGGCUGUUCAAUUGGUACGAGAGUUGGUGGGACCCGUUGCGGCAUUCCGGCUUAUCUGCGGAGUCGAAGCCUUGCCUAAAACACGUUCGGGAAAAAUUGCACGAAAAUCCAUUGCCGAUUUGGCACGAGGCAAAUCUGUUGUGAUUCCACCGACCAUUGAAGAUCCCACCGUUUAUGUUGGCGUUAAAAAAGCGUUACAGCGACUAGGCUAUGCCUUGAACGCCGCUGAUCCCGAAUAGAUGCGAAUCGAUGGCGUACGUGGCCGUUCUCUUUUCAAAUCAAUUUUAGGCUUCAAUCUUUCUCCAUGGUGCAAGAUUUCCCAACUAUUGUGUUCGGAACUAUAUCGUAUUGGCGGUGCAACGAUGUGAUAUGUGUUCCGUUGUUGUUAUUCGAGCGAAUUCUGCUGCUAUCUCAAAUGUUCUUCUCGGCAACAUGUUAGCAGAUGACAAACAAUCGAAAUGCAAGGGUGUUGCGUGUUUUUCUUCACUUUUUUUUUAAAUCUUUCUUUUUUUUUUUCGAGUUACAGUUUCUAUCGUCAUUGGAGACAUUGUCACUUGAAAGUGGCAACAUCAAUUUAUCGGAUGUUCACUCCCAGGGUAUGUAUGCAACUGUAAAUAAUUGAUAGCGUUAGUAAUCGGAACAGGGGAAUAGUUUUCGAUGACUUUGGUAGGGUGAAAAGAAGUCGUAAACGUACAAUUGUUUUUCACAGCAUGAAAUCCUAGCGUGGAAAAGAGAGAACCAAUUUGCUGGGUCAGCUGUUGCAAACGCAGAUGAUGACGUCAUUGCAAUAUCAUAGAAGGUUAUGAACUCUCCAGCACUCGCCUGCCCCCCGUUUAUUCUUUGGAUUCUUGAACAAUAUCUUGACCAAAAGCUCUUCGAAGUUAUUAUUUCAGUCAUCAAGUGUCGCGAUAUUACCAAAUAAGGAAAGUCGGUUAUUGCGAGAUCCAAUCGAUUAUCAAUAUCGAUGCUUACGAAGCUUUGCAAUACUAUUGCAAAGUAAAGAUAUAACUUAUCCAUAUGGCUCAAAAGGAUCUUAUUGAGAGGAGGAACUUGUGUUGGAAAAUUGCUGACUGAAAGUUUAAGCUUCGUUUUGCCUCUUAUUGGAAGUAAGUGUUGUUUUAUUGUCCAAUAAGACAGGAAAUAUAACUAAGCAACAUUG
This is a messenger RNA of Daphnia carinata, 3213 nucleotides long. Its product is annotated as acyl-CoA synthetase short-chain family member 3, mitochondrial-like. Bases 230 to 2293 code for a protein of 687 amino acids. The transcript is spliced from 16 exons. Lineage: Eukaryota; Metazoa; Arthropoda; Branchiopoda; Diplostraca; Daphniidae. The record is from RefSeq and is a predicted model, not a curated record.